AUGGCAGCGACCCUCAGCAACCUCACCAGCACGCUGGCACGGCUCUCCGUGUCUCGCAGCGCCGGAUGCACAUCGACACUCCUCCACAGAACCGCGGCCGCGCCGACGAGGCGACCCCUGACCCCCGUCCUCUCCACCGUCUCCGUUCUCUCCUCGCGGUCCUUCUCCGCGACGCCGGGCGCGGCCAGGGGCGCGCCGGCCAAGGGCGGUGCCCCGAAAGCUAGCAAGAGGCGCCGCAAGGUCAAGGGCGACAAGCCCGACCCGCGUAUUCGCAACCUCAAGAUCUCGAACCCCCGCAAGGUGCCGGCGCCUCUGCGCUUCGCCCGCAACCGACACCUGCGGCACUGGACGAUCCACCGCGCGUGGCUGCUGUGGCAGCGCAAGGAGCGGGAAGGGGAGGAGAGGGAGCUCAUGAGAAUGUACCAGUCCAUGGCCUCAGCCUGCGAAGAGCUGCGCACGACGUCCGGGCCCGGAACCCGCGACGAGGGAUACCUGUACCGCGUGGCUAUGGAGAAGAAGGGUCUAUUCGGACACAAUGCCGUCCCGAUCGAGUACGCAAGGCCGCAGACCGAGACGCCUGCGCGGAUCCCCUGGAACCACGACUGGACACGCUGA
Neoarthrinium moseri is the source of this 615-nucleotide messenger RNA. RefSeq lists its product as uncharacterized. The record is from RefSeq and is a predicted model, not a curated record. The coding region runs from base 1 to 615 and encodes 204 amino acids. NCBI's taxonomy places the organism in Eukaryota, Fungi, Ascomycota, Sordariomycetes, Amphisphaeriales, Apiosporaceae. Gene Ontology annotation, biological process: mitochondrial translation. Gene Ontology annotation, molecular function: structural constituent of ribosome. The transcript is spliced from 2 exons.